UCGUAAAAAACAGGAAAAUAUUAAAACAAAUAAUAAUAAUGAGAGAGAGAGAGAGAGAGAGAGAUUCUUCGCCGGAGUAAUCUCGUGCGUGAUCUUUGUUACGGCUCUGCUGAUUGAUAAAAGCUUUGUUGUUGAAUUCGUCUCUUCUCUUCUCUUCUCUUCUCCUCGUUUGAGGUUUUUGUUGGGGGGUUCAAAGGCGAAGAAGAUGGUGAACGCUAUGGUGGAGAGAGCGACGAGCGAGAUGCUGAUCGGACCUGAUUGGGCUAUGAACCUCGAGAUCUGUGACAUGCUCAAUAGUGAUCCUGCGCAAGCGAAAGAUGUUGUGAAAGGCGUCAAGAAACGGAUUGGUAGCAGGAAUCCUAAAACUCAACUUCUUGCUUUGACUCUUCUUGAGACGAUAGUGAAGAACUGUGGUGACAUGGUUCAUAUGCAUGUGGCUGAAAAGGGUGUUAUUCAUGAGAUGGUCCGGAUUGUUAAGAAAAAGCCGGACUUCCAUGUCAAAGAGAAAAUCCUGGUCCUCAUUGAUACAUGGCAAGAGGCCUUUGGCGGCCCUAGGGCGAGAUAUCCACAAUACUACGCAGGCUACCAGGAGUUGUUGCGUGCUGGGGCUGUGUUCCCUCAGAGAUCAGAGAGAUCAGCACCUGUGUUCACACCUCCACAAACACAGCCUUUGACGUCUUACCCUCCAAAUCUUCGUAAUACUGGACCUGGUAAUGAUAUGCCUGAAGCUUCGGUAGAGCCAGACUUUCCGACACUGAGUUUGUCGGAGAUUCAAAAUGCAAAAGGUCUCAUGGAUGUGCUUGCGGAAAUGCUGAGUGCAUUAGAGCCGGGGAACAAGGAGGACCUUAAACAGGAGGUGAUGGUCGAUCUAGUGGAGCAGUGUCGUACAUACAAACAAAGAGUGGUACAUUUAGUCAACUCAACUUCGGACGAGUCUUUGUUAAGUCAAGGUCUGGCGUUGAAUGAUGACUUGCAGCGGGUCUUAACAAGUUACGAAGCACUCGCUUCUGGAAUUCCUGGAACUUCUGUUCAAGUCGAGAAGCCCAAGUCUGAGACUGGAAAGUCUCUUGUAGAUGUUGAUGCCCCACUUAUUGAUACUGGGGACAGCAGUAAUCAAACCAACGGAGCUACACCAAGCACUAGUAACGGGAUUCUAAAUCAGUUGGCCCUGCCUGCACCACCUGUAACUAAUGGUUUAGCGAAUUCGAAAAUAGACCUCCUCAGUGGCGAUGAUCUUGCUCUUGUUCCUGUUGGACCUCCUCAGCCAGCGAGCCCGGUCGCAUCAAAUCAAAAUGCACUUGCCCUUAUUGAUAUGUUCGGAGAGAAUACCAAUAGUCCGAGCCCUGCAACUGCACCAACUGGCAAUUCAGCUCUCCCGAGUAGCCCUAUGAAUCCUCAACCAACUAGUCAAGCUGGAGAAGCUGGAUUACAACAAUCCAAUGGAUUUUCUCCUCAAGUGGGUUAUUCACAGUUUGAGCAGCCAUCGUACGGGCAAGGGGUCUCUUCUCCCUGGAAUAGUCAGCCUGCACAGCAGUUGCAACAACCACAACAGCCAUCUUAUGAAGGUGCCCAAGACAAUAUGGCAUUUCCACCUCCCCCAUGGGAAGCUCAGCAUCAAGACUUCAGUCCCACUGCAGAGUCAGGAAGUCCAUUUGCUCCUCAAAUGCAUCCAACACAAAUUGGCUUCUCACAUGCUCAACAAUAUCCUCAAAUGCCCCAAAACAACAACAGUCCAUAUCCUCAAAUGCCUCAACCCGGUAUGUACAUGCAACAGCCAAUGCCAAACCAAGCCAAUCAGCCUCUAGGACAAGGCUAUCCACCCCAACAACAACAGCAGCAGCAGAUGAUGAUGGCUCAGUUCUAUGCCCAACAGCAACAACUACAACAACAGCAACAGGCGUAUGGAAACCAGAUGGGAGGUUAUGGAUACGGUUAUAACCAACAUCAACAAGGAAGCAGCCCAUAUCUGGACCAGCAAAUGCAUGGCAUGUCCAUCAGAGAUCAGGCGUCACAUCAGGUACCAGCAUCAUCGUCUUAUCUGCCUCCAAUGAAACCUAAGAACAAACCAGAGGAUAAGCUAUUUGGGGAUCUAGUUGACAUCUCCAAAUUCAAGCCUGGUACAAAACCGACCUCCGGAAGAGCUGGUACCAUGUGAAAAAUCUCUACUCAUGAUUUAUGAGUAUUCGUCUCUCUGUUUCUUUACUCAGCUAACUCUCUUUCCUUCGUUUUUCAAGAUUUGAUCAAUUGAUUAGACCCACUUGUGAGAUGCAUACAUACAUAUAUGUUAUCGUGUUCCUUGCUUAUAAAUUUGCUGGUGAUUAUGACUGGGAAUGAAUUUGUAUAUUUGUUGUAGAGAACUGUUUGUCCGGAGAUUCUAUUUUCUAGGACAUUGUUAAUCCAUUUGUUUUUUCUCAGACAUUAUUUGUUUGAUUGUUUCCAACUUUCCAUUGGCAAUAAAGCUCAACAUGAAUUUGAGAGUUUCA
This is a messenger RNA of Brassica napus (rape), 2483 nucleotides long. RefSeq names its product TOM1-like protein 9. Gene Ontology annotation, molecular function: phosphatidylinositol binding; ubiquitin binding. The transcript is spliced from 10 exons. Bases 206 to 2155 code for a protein of 649 amino acids. Lineage: Eukaryota; Viridiplantae; Streptophyta; Magnoliopsida; Brassicales; Brassicaceae. Gene Ontology annotation, biological process: protein transport to vacuole involved in ubiquitin-dependent protein catabolic process via the multivesicular body sorting pathway. The record is from RefSeq and is a predicted model, not a curated record.